GCAAUCAAAUUUCCGCCUCCUUUUCCUCUCCGUUUCUCUCCUCCUCCUUUCUCUCAUCUGUGUAGGCCAAGAAGAAGGAUGCCAGCCGUUAGAGGAUUUGAAUGACCCCCGGGUGUUUUGAGAUUGCCAAGUUUGCAGUGUCUGAGUUCAACAACCAAUCUCAAACGUAUCUGAAGUUGAAUGGCAUCCUCAAGGGAGAACAACGACAACAGGUCAUUUCUGUAGUCCAACACCGGCUGAUUUUGGCCGUCGAAGUUGGUGCACAGACAAAGAACUACGAGGCUACUGUAUGGGAGACUGAUGAUUUGUCUAAGAAACUCAUCUCAUUUAUGCCUAUUAAUACUUAGGGUUUUAUUUUAUUUUUAAAAAAAUUGAUAAGUGUAUGAAUCUGUUCGGCAUUGACUAAUUCAAAAAUAAAUAAAAUUCUAUUUU
This is a messenger RNA of Rubroshorea leprosula, 432 nucleotides long. Lineage: Eukaryota; Viridiplantae; Streptophyta; Magnoliopsida; Malvales; Dipterocarpaceae. The record is from the annotation of a GenBank genome assembly.